This is a messenger RNA of Parastagonospora nodorum SN15, 976 nucleotides long. RefSeq lists its product as hypothetical. The transcript is spliced from 5 exons. Bases 172 to 816 code for a protein of 214 amino acids. The record is from RefSeq and is a predicted model, not a curated record. Lineage: Eukaryota; Fungi; Ascomycota; Dothideomycetes; Pleosporales; Phaeosphaeriaceae. Gene Ontology annotation, molecular function: RNA binding.
UCAAGUGUCGCUCUUUUGAUACUACUCUUCCACAACCCUUGCCAACACUGUCGCAUUAGCUUCCAAAGCUAGGCAGCAGCUCUUCAAUCAGCUAGCAUCACGCGUAUCUACUAAAACAACAUCACGUACUGUAGCCACAGUAGCCUUAGACUUCCUUAGACGAACGCAAUCAUGUCGGACGUUGAGAUCGAGCAGAAGCGAGAGGAGGAUGAGCGCCUCGACACCGCAGAGGACCCCAACGAAGAGGAAGAGAUCUCGGCGAUGAGGCGACGCGUACAAGAGAUGGAGGAGGAAGCAGCCAAGCUCCGCGAGAUGCAACAAUCUCUCGACACAGAGCGCCACGAGAUGCGCGAAAGCAAAGAAGAUGUCGAUGCGCGGAGUGUCUUCGUUGGCAACGUCGACUACGGCGCAAGCCCUGAAGAGAUUCAGGCACAUUUCCAGAGCAUUGGCAGCAUCAACCGUGUCACCAUCCUGCUAGACAAGUUCACAGGUCAUCCCAAAGGGUACGCGUAUGUGGAGUUCACUGAACCCAGUCUGGUCAACGAAGCGCUAGUGCUCGACAACAGCGUCUUUCGCAGCCGGAAUCUGAAGGUUGUACCCAAGCGAACCAACCUCCCUGGCAUGACACGAGGCGGACGCGGAGGCCCUCGCGGAGGUCGUGGUGGCGGCGGCGGAUAUGGAGGCCGCGGUGGACCGUACGGUGGACGUGGAGGAGGCGGAUACGGCGGUGGUGGCGGCGGCUAUGGCCCACCACGAGGAGGUGGUUACCGUGGCGGAUACCGCCCAAGAGGAGGGCCCGGAUUCCGCCCAUACUAGACAAACUCGCAACAUGUCACGAACUAUGCGACUUCGGUCAAACUUUCAGCACUUUGUGGGUUUGGCGCUGUAGACAAAACUCAGUUUGAGAUUGUAACGAAGGACGGGAAUCAGUCACUUUCAGUUCAGGUUUCGAGAUGUAUUAAUACGGAUAUCGGUA